Molecule: messenger RNA, 1971 nt
Organism: Quercus lobata
Lineage: Eukaryota; Viridiplantae; Streptophyta; Magnoliopsida; Fagales; Fagaceae
Product: F-box protein CPR1-like
Exons: 2
Coding region: 31-1188 (385 amino acids)
Molecular function (GO): protein binding
Source: RefSeq, a predicted model, not a curated record
GUUGGUUCUCUCUCUUUGAAAUCGGGGGCAAUGUCAGACAGCAACAAGUCAAUUUGGUGGGGGUAUUUACCUGAUGAGAUUCUUACCCAUAUUUUCACUUUCCUACCUAUCAAAUCCAUUAUCAUCUGUACCUCUGUCUCUAAAACCUGGAAAUCCCUAAUCCAAAACCCUACUUUCAUUUCCACCCAUCUCCACCACUCCCACACCAAAAGCCAAAACCUCUUCCUCCUCUUAAACAUCUCACGGAAUGACAGAGAAGUGAAUGCAUUGCAUAAAGAAGACGAUGAUCCUGAUUUCACUGAAUACACCAGCUUUGAAUCCCCUUUCCAUGCUCCUGCUCCAGGCUUGCACGAAGUCGUCGGUACUUGUAACGGCCUGCUAUGCCUCUCCUAUAGUUUACCCAAUCACGCUAACGAAAUCUUUCUCUGGAACCCUUCUGUGAGAAAGUUUCUCCAACUCCCUUCUCCCAAUGUCACCUUCGACACACAUGGUAAGUCCUGCAAGUCUUUUGGGUUUGGAUUUGAUCCCAAAACUAAUGAUUAUAAAGUGGUCAGGAUUCUUUCCAUACUGCGUAGUUGCGACGACUUUGGAAUGUCUCGAUCCGUGGUCGAUGUUUACUCACUCUCCACUGGUGAAUGGAGAAUGCUUAGUGCUUCUGCUUCUCUGCCUCCUACAUGCGCUAUAACUAGUCGCGGGCCACCGGCAUUUGCCAAUGGGGCACUGCAUUGGAUUGCUGUCGCAAAUGAUAAAAAACGGUUUGUUUUGGUGUUCGAUUUGGGGGACGAGGUCUUCCGCCAAAUUCUGCUGCCAGAACUUCCAAGUUAUGCAGGGAAGAUGAUGUGGAAUCAUGUUUCCGCAUAUGGAAAUUCCACUGUUGGGUUUCAAAGAGGGAUAGGGAUUGGUCAGAUCAAUAUAUGGGUGAUGAAAGAGUAUGGUGUUGCAUCGUCGUGGACAAAAUUUUCACAUCAGUGUCCAAGUCUGGGAAUGCCCUCUCCAUACCCAGUUGGCUUUAGGAGGAAUGGUGAGGUUAUAUUGCUAAAUAUUGGAUUAGAGCUUGUCUCGUGGAAUCCAGAUAGCCAAGAUAUUAAGAAUCUUGAAAUUAAUGGAUAUUUGGAUACUUUUUGUGGUUCUUAUGUCGAAAGUCUAGUUUUGUUUGACAAAGCCACUAAAGGUGUAGUUACAUACUGAGGAAAAACAGAAAAUCGGUAGGAUGCUUCUCAUGUUUUUUUAUAUUCUUUUUAUGAUUUUUCAUUUUGUUCUUUAUGUAUACUCGAAUUAAGUUGAUCAUACUUGCGUAUUGAUUAUCUUAAUGGCUUUAUCUUCAAGAUAAAUAGCUUAUCAAGGUUGUGGUCACUCUCUAUUAUAUUGAGAUGAUAGUUUAGUGCAUAGCAUGUAUACUUAGAAUUGUUUGUCCUCAUUUCAAAAUUUCUUUAAUAUAAUCAUUUAUUACUUAUAAAAUAAUGCACUUAUAGUUCUUAAAUUAUUGCAGGACCUCAUGCAAUCAUGGUUAUUGAUGAGCUCUAAAUGAGACAUUAAUUCAGCAAAACAAAAUAUUCAACAAAGCUCUUUGAUGUUGUAUAGUUUCUUAUAACUGAAUUAACCUAUUAUGUCGAAAUGGCUUGAAGUAGUAUUAUGUUAAACUCCUUUUGUGGCUACACCAUUGUUAUAUUAGUAUUUUUUGAUGAUUCGCAGUUUGGUUUCACAGUUUGGUUUCAGUGUAUUCACUGAAAUGAUUAAGUAUUUAAUUUUGCCUACCAUGCUUGCAUUACGAUGAAGAUGCUUGUCAUUGUUGUGUGUGUAAACAUGGAUAUACUGUCCAGUUGUGUUAAAUGUCUUUUUCCUUAGACAACUAGAUUUUUGUUGUACCUGUCUAAAGAGGUCUAAAAGUCAUUAUUGAUAAAAAGUUAAAAGGACAGGGAAGAAAAGGGGGGUGGGGUGACAAUUGCAUAUUACAUAUUACCAUCUAAUAAG